AUGUAUGAAAAUGUACCUAUGGAAACUGAAGAAAAAUCAAAGAGAAAACGGGGGAGAGCGUGUGAUCACGUACGGCAAGCACUGAAAAGAUGCCUUAGAGAAUCGGACUGUGUACAAAAGGAGCAUCGCCAAGCAAUGGAUUGCUUGCGCUCACAUGCUGAUAGUGUUCCGGCUCGAUGUUUUCAAUUAUUAGAUACAUUCGCUCAAUGUAAAUUAUCCCUCAUCGAUAAUCGUUUACGGACACGAGGACGAAAAUUAGACAUUCCGGAUACACAAACUUCUCGAGAAUGA
This is a messenger RNA of Brugia malayi, 291 nucleotides long. RefSeq lists its product as uncharacterized. Lineage: Eukaryota; Metazoa; Nematoda; Chromadorea; Rhabditida; Onchocercidae. The transcript has 3 exons. Bases 1 to 291 code for a protein of 96 amino acids. Gene Ontology annotation, cellular component: mitochondrion. Gene Ontology annotation, biological process: mitochondrial respiratory chain complex IV assembly. The record is from RefSeq and is a predicted model, not a curated record.